AUGUCCGCGGCCGCCUACAUGGACUUCGUGGCUGCCCAGUGUCUGGUUUCCAUUUCGAACCGCGCUGCGGUGCCGGAGCAUGGGGGCGCUCCGGACGCCGAGCGGCUGCGACUACCUGAGCGCGAGGUGACCAAGGAACAUGGUGACCCGGGGGAUACCUGGAAGGAUUACUGCACGCUGGUCACCAUCGCCAAGAGCUUGUUGGACCUGAACAAGUACCGACCCAUCCAGACCCCCUCGGUGUGCAGCGACAGCCUGGAGAGCCCGGAUGAGGAUAUGGGAUCCGACAGCGACGUGACCACCGAAUCUGGGUCGAGUCCUUCCCACAGCCCGGAGGAGAGACAGGAUCCUGGCAGCGCGCCCAGCCCGCUCUCCCUCCUCCACCCUGGAGUGGCUGCGAAGGGGAAACACGCCUCCGAAAAGAGGCACAAGUGCCCCUACAGUGGCUGUGGGAAAGUCUAUGGAAAAUCCUCCCAUCUCAAAGCCCAUUACAGAGUGCAUACAGGUGAACGGCCCUUCCCCUGCACAUGGCCAGACUGCCUUAAAAAGUUCUCGCGCUCCGACGAGCUGACUCGCCACUACCGAACCCACACAGGGGAGAAGCAGUUCCGCUGUCCGCUCUGCGAGAAGCGCUUCAUGCGGAGCGACCACCUGACCAAGCACGCGCGGCGGCACACAGAGUUCCAUCCCAGCAUGAUCAAGCGAUCCAAAAAGGCGCUGGCCAGCCCUUUGUGA
Molecule: messenger RNA, 735 nt
Organism: Rangifer tarandus platyrhynchus (Svalbard reindeer)
Lineage: Eukaryota; Metazoa; Chordata; Mammalia; Artiodactyla; Cervidae
Source: the annotation of a GenBank genome assembly